Molecule: messenger RNA, 4368 nt
Organism: Coregonus sp. 'balchen'
Lineage: Eukaryota; Metazoa; Chordata; Actinopteri; Salmoniformes; Salmonidae
Source: the annotation of a GenBank genome assembly
AUGGGGGACGGGGUCCCAGACCGCAAUGUGCUCGGCCCCCGCCUCUGGGGUGCCUCCCCCUAGAAAGGGGUUUGGGUCCCAGAAAGUUCUGUCCCCCAGGCGGCUUCCCCAACAACAAGCGGGCCCCUGUGGUAAGGAAAAACCGUCCUGACCUGCUCCCAAAAAAAUGAAGGGAGAAAAAGGGGUUUCCAAAAAGGGCCACCUCGCUUUUAAAACUACAAGGUGUUAAAGAAAACCCCUGACAUUCAUCAAAUGACAAUUGUCCCGGGCCUGGCAUUCUGCUUAAGCCCGUCUUUUUUCUUGGGGCCCUUUCCCAUUUUGCUUUUGAGUUUUGAGCGUCCGCUCCACAAAACCUUUUCCCUGGAUGCCUUGAACUUUACUCCGGCUUUUGGGGGUGGCUGAAAAAUUCAGGGGCUACGGUAGGGAAAAAGUUUUUGAUCCCCUGCUUUAAUUUUGUACUUUUUGCCCCCGGACAAAGACAGGAAGUCUAUAAUUGUAAGGUUAGGUUUUUUAAAACAGUAAAGGCCCGAAAAACAACAAAAAAACCCCCCAAAAAAACCGCAUGUAAAAAAUGUUUAAAUUCUUUGGGUUUUUUAAGGGGAAAAAAUUACCUUGCCCCUGCCCCCCCCCCCCCUUGGGGGGUUUUGGCUUGGCCACGGCGGGGAAGUAUGGAAUCUGUUUGUUGAUUGCUUCUGUGGACCAUUUGUCUUUUAAAACAGGUAACAGCUGAGAUUAGGACCCUUUCCCCUUUUAAAAUGAGUGUGCUCCUAAUCCCCCGCUCUUUCCCUGAAAUAAGAACCUGGGAGCCAGACAUCUUUCUGAUUGAGAGGGGUAAAAUUACUUUUUUCCCUUUUUAAAAAUGCAAAUCAAUUAAAACUUUUUUGGCAUGCUUUUUUUUUUUCUGGAAUUUUUGCUGUUAUUCCUGUUUUCACUGUUCAAAAAAACCUACCAUUAAAAUUUAUGACUGAUCAUUUUUUUUUGUCAGGGGGAAAACUUCAGAAUCCCCGGGGAUCAAAUAUUUUUUUCCCCCUCACUGUAUGUCAGGGCCAAGAAAAUGGCAGAACCCCCUUUUGCAAAACUCAGACCGGUGAUCACCAAAGGGAAACCGCCUACCUCCUCGGGGACCCACUCCCCCAGGGGCCCCCUCCUUUUUAAAACGCAAAAGAUUUGCUUUACAUUUCCCAAAGGUCUUGCAGGAAAUGCCCCCCCUCCGUCCUUUAAAAAAUAAACACAAAUACAGCUUCUGUAAAUUUUGGGGGGGAACACUUUUAUUCCCCUGGAUUCGCCUCCCCCUUAUUUUUAUCAGUUUGGGGCGUGAACUUUCCCUCUCCCCCCCUCUCCACCCCACACACACACACAAAACACGGGGAUCGAAUUUCAUGGAUGAAAUGUUUUUUUCCCCCCACACGGAAAGUUUUUUAAUGAGGCCCCCUCCAAAAAAGGCUGAACAAAAAUUCCUCACUAAACUCACAUCAUGCCUGAAUAGAAUAAAUCACUGAUCUCAUUGGAUUCAAUCUGUGCAUGUGAAAUCUAUGAAAUCACCGACCCAAUUAUCCUAUAUUAGCAAAAGGUGUACAAUAGCACAGCGGGGCCCGUGGCUAAAUUGCAGCACCGAACAUCAGCCAGCUAAAUACAAAACAGUGCAUUUUUCCUGAGGAUACUUUACCAUCCAGCAUGACCCGCAAUCUGUCUGAAAGUACUCCUCCUUGGAAUGGAAUAAGGACAGCAGCUUAGGGGUGUCCUGCAUAAACCUUGCCUCAAGAUGCUUUGCGGUGAGCCUGUGGAAUUGUUCAUUGAUCUGAAAGACAAUAUUGAAAUAUCAUCAAGCAAGGCUCAUAACAAAGAGGUUUGUCAUAGUGAAGACAUCAUUUGGCAUUUUCUUUUUUUGCCUGCCGACUCACCUGAGAGGCUUCUAAACAGAGCAGGCUAUCUGUCUUUCAUGUCUUCAACACUGGGACACUGGUUGAUCACUUCCGGUCUUUUGGCGUGCAAAUGUCUUGGUCAUAUUUCCUGAAAUCACCCUUGUGUGGUCCUUCUUUGCAUGUUACUAAUUCUAUUCUCUGAGCGGCCACAUCUGUUAAAAGAAGAAUCUAGACGACUAAACAUAACCAUUAACCCAUUUUAUCAAGACCCUAUACAACUACAACAAGUGGCUACGAAUUGUGACAAAAUUGAUUAUUUCCAUAGCCAUUACAGCAGCUAGCUUUUAGCUAACGUACGUUAGCAAUCAAGGGCUGACACACGGUUGAUACGCUACUAGCGAGUUCGCGCUAAUACACAUGGGCAGACAAACCUAAAUUAGCUAACGUUAGCUUAGCUUAGAAAGUAACCUAGCUAGCACAAGCGCCCUUAUGUUAGCUAGCUACCUACUAGCUAAAGGUAGUAUGACACAAAAAAGAGGACGAGGAAACGUAGCGUGGGACGCCGUAUUCUCGGCAUAUUCAACAGCAUUUAAAUAAUGCAUUACCUUCAACAGUGUUAUCUUGUGAUCAAGCCAUCAAUGUUAGGUGAUUUUUGGUGGUGUCAAAAUGUUAGCUAACGGGUUAGCAAUUAGCAAGUUUGACAUUUCAGUGGAAAUACUAUUUUCAGCUUUUUGAUGAGCUGUAGUCAAAGGUGAUUUUGGAUUAUUAUAUAUGAUUAUUAUUACGAUAUGUUAUUAUAUUAUUAUUUUCAAGGCUAUAGGGUGCGGUAACAGGCCCUCUGUGAUUUGUUGUUGUACUGUACAUGUCAAGUAUCUGCACUCUAGCCUAAUUCGCCUAACCCGCUAGGGAAAAGUCACUUCCGGUCGUAGCUGUAUCCCACCUAGUCAAAACCUUGUUAGUCCUUAUCCUAAAAGGCACCCUCUGUUCCUCGAUAUACUCCACCGAGGGCCGGCAGCCAGUAAGUACAGGUAAGUGACAAUUAUGGCAACAAUAAGUUGUCCUAUGAAAGCUAGUCACAUCUGAGAUGUUAAACUGCCCUGAAUGAUAAAGUGGCAGUCUGUGCUCUUGGGCCCUUAUGGCAUCAGUGCCCCCUCCAAUUUGUCCCUUUUGAAAUGAACAGUUGAGAUGGGCCCUCUUUCUGUGGCCGUCCUUUGACGACACAUCUGAGGCUAUCCUGCGGGAAUACAAAUUAUCAACAUCAUAACAAUAAUCCCCAUUAUAAGAAGCUUUAUUAUUGGUUUGCAAAGAAAGGUACAAUACAAUAUUGGCACAUCACUAUCACCUCUGUAUGGGUAGGAAAUCAAUCCCUUCAUUGUGUGUGUGUGGGUGUGUGUGUAAAGGUACGCCACUCUCGGCCUCACCGUUUAUGCAUACGGUCGUCUUUAUGCAACAAAAUAGAAGACAUUCCCAAAUGUGCUUACAUCAUAGCGUAAUGUCAGGGAGUCACACAAACAGUGUGUGCUGUUUGGCUGCAACACACAUUAGGCAUAAGGAUGAUGGCAACUAUUUUCUAAAUGCUCCAGCUUGCAGAGGGAUCACCACCCCUCCCAUCCGCACCCCAGGUCCUCUUGGCCCCCUUACUGUCAGGCCAAGUGCUGUCUAUGGAAGAAAGAAGAAGAGCGAUGUUAUUAAUGACAGUCAAUACGACACGUCCUUCCAUAGCUAAACAGACUGAUCCUACUAGUUCAGUGUUUCCCAACUCCAGCGGUAGAGUAGCCUACCCCCAACAGGACCCAUUUUUCUUGUAGGCCUGGACAGCCACAGCUGAUUGAACAACCUGUCACCUAAAUAAUAGAAUCAGGUGCAACAACAACAACAACAACAACAACAACAACAAUAUGAGGAGAGGGACACAGUGUACUAGCUGAUCUCCCAGUUGUCACAGUUUGGCCUUGUGUUCCACAUAGCCUAUAUCAGUAUUUGAGUAUGUUUCCCACGCACGUUAGUUGCUUUCACGUCAUCUUUGAAAUCGCUCCUCCCUAGUCCCCUAGAACGAGCGCCCUCCCCUUUGCAACGCCUCCGAACAUAUAACAGAGGCGCGCUUUCUGUGCCGCCGGCCUCAAUCAGGUCGACCAAACGCAGAUAAUAGCGCAAACCGCGCACCGGCGCUGAAGUCAUUCAUUCACUUGAACUCAACUAGCGAACACACCAUGUACGGAAGAGGCAAAGGCGGGCAAGGGACUCGGAAAAGGAGGCGCCAAGCGUCACCGCAAAGUUCUCUCCGCGAUAACAUCCAGGGAAUCACCAAACCCCACUAUCCGCCGUCUGGCUCGCCGCGGCGGCGUGAAGCGUAUUUCCGGUCUGAAUCUACGAGGAGACCCGCGGUGUCCUGAAGGUGUUCCUGGAGAAUGUGAUCCGUGACGCAGUCACCUACACCGAGCACGCCAAGAGGAAGACCAUUACCGCCAUGGAUGUGGGACGCACCCUGUACGGUUUUGGCGGUUAA